AUGGGGGAAAAGCUCGACCCGGAACUCUCUUCCGACGGACCUCACACGAAGUCGUCGUCCAAGGGUCAAGGGACCAGUACGGACAAUGCUCCAGCGUCGAAGCGACGUUGUGUGAGCACAGCGUGCAUUGCUUGCCGCAGGCGGAAAUCAAAGUGUGAUGGAAAUCUUCCAAGUUGCGCCGCCUGCUCCUCCGUCUAUCAUACAACCUGCGUUUAUGAUCCAAACUCCGACCACCGGCGAAAAGGAGUUUACAAGAAGGAUACGGACACGUUAAGAACUAAGAACUCUACCUUGUUAACUUUGAUUCAGGCGCUGCUCAACUAUGAGGAGGAAGAUGCCUUCGACCUGGUCCGCCAAAUCCGGUCCUGUGAUAACCUGGAAGACGUAGCGCAAUCUCUCGUAAACCAGGAAAAGAAGUCGUCUGGUUGGCUGUCAAAUGCGGUAAUACAUGAAGAGAACGAUAUCGCGCAGACGGAUCAAUUCGAGUCUGAAUUGGCUGGAAAGAUGAGCAACCUCGUGCUAGACGGAUCCCGCAAGUUUAUUGGCGGGACGUCAAACCUCAUCUUCCUACCACCCGGAUCGGAACUCAACGAGUUCAAGCCUGGCUUGGCUACUAACGGCGAUCUGGAGGGAUCCGUCACCCGGUGGACGACAGUUACUGAUGAUCAGCAGCUUAUUAGCCAUCUCUUGACAAUGUACUUUUCAUGGCAUUAUCCUUUCUUCACCACUCUGUCCAAGGAACUCUUCUACCGUGAUUACUCUCGUGGAGUGCCGAGCCAGUAUUGCUCUUCCUUGCUUGUUAACACGAUGCUGGCCUUGGGGUGUCACUUCAGCUCCUGGCCAGGGGCCCGUGAAGAUCCAGACAACUCUGCUACCGCCGGUGAUCACUUUUUCAAAGAAGCGAAGAGAUUGAUCCUUGACAACGACGAGCUUGUCAACUCAAAGCUUUGCACCGUGCAAGCUCUGGCUCUUAUGUCCGUACGAGAGGCCGGAUGUGGCCGUGAAGGGAAAGGCUGGGUUUAUAGCGGAAUGAGUUUCCGCAUGGCAUUUGACUUGGGCUUGAAUCUUGAGUCUUCGAGCUUACGAGAUCUCAGCGAAGAAGAGAUAGAUGCAAGACGCAUCACUUUUUGGGGUUGUUUCCUCUUCGACAAAUGUUGGUCUAAUUAUCUUGGACGGCAGCCUCAGUUCACGACAGCGAACACAAGUGUUUCCGCAGUGGAUAUUCUACCCAACGAAGAAUCAACAUUAUGGUCUCCUUACAGUGAUAUGGGGCCUAGUCGGGAGUAUGCACAACCUUCGCGGACAAGGGCAGUCGCAGACCAGAUUUCCCAAUUGUGUAAGAUCAGUGGAGAUCUAGUGGUGUUUUUCUACGACCUUGCUCCCAAAGAAAAGCCAUCGUCCAAGCAACUGGAGCUAAAGAAGCUAAGUGAGAUUCAUACUCGCUUAGAAGCGUGGAAGAAAGGCUUGCCGAAGGAACUCGAGCCGCGCGAAGGCCAGCUUCCGCAGGCGCUACUCAUGCACAUGUUCUACCAACUUCUCCUCAUUCACCUUUACCGCCCCUUCCUCAAAUACACAAAGUCGACCUCCCCGCUUCCUCAGCAUGUCUCUCCCCGCAAGCUAUGCACUCAGGCGGCAGCUGCUAUAUCGAAGUUACUACGGCUUUAUAAACGCACAUACGGGUUUAAGCAGAUCUGCAAUAUCGCCGUUUAUAUUGCGCAUACAGCCUUGACAAUCCACCUUCUCAAUCUACCCGAAAAGAAUGCACAGAGAGAUGUAAUACACGGCCUGAGACAUCUCGAAGAGAUGGGAGAGUCUUGGCUUUGUGCUCGCCGGACGCUUCGUAUUCUCGACAUAUCUGCCAGUAAGUGGCAGGUACAACUACCGAGGGAGGCCGUUAUCGUCUUCGAACAAACACAUGCUCGAUGGGGCUCGUGGGGCCCUUGGGACCAAGCAGCAUCGCCUUCAACAACCUCGGAUUCACCGCCAUCCGUCAGCUCCCAGUCCGUGGUUGCCACCACGGAUCUAUCCCAACCUGUAUCCCAGUCUGCGGGCAAUCAGCCUGCCAAUCCUUCUAUGGGUACGUCUCCGAACCUAACACAGCCCGUAGCCUCUCAAUAUUCUUCCACGCCUUCUGGACCUGUCUCUGUAUCUGCAAUGCGUGCUGUUCAACGAUCUUUCAGUGCUCAACUUGCACACAACGAAGCCCGACAACCUGAACCUACGUAUCUAAGACCGGUCUCUACCAGCUAUGGACCAGUUCCGUCAACUCAGUCUGCACAAGAGCAGUGGUACAGCCCAACUGAGGCACAAUUCCGCGCAUUUACUGCUGCUCACAGUAUGCCUACAACAUCAGCCCAAUCUCCGUUGACCACCUUUGAUACACCAGAAAAUCUGGUUGAGGAAAGUCAGGACUGGUGGUCUCGCGACGUUAAUGCACUACAACUCGGGGCCGAGGACUGGACUCAGAAUUGGAAUAAUGGUCUCCCCACCACAUCGGCCGACUGGCGCUAUGUGGACAAUGUCCCCAACAUCCCUUCUACAUCUGCGCCCGAUGCCGAUUACAAGCCUCCACAACCACCUCCCAACAUGGCAAGACCGAAUCAAUAUCCAACUGACCCUGUUGCGAACGUGAACAGCAACCAAACCAACAUGAUUUUCCCCGGCAGUUUUCAGCGAUAG
Molecule: messenger RNA, 2679 nt
Organism: Aspergillus nidulans FGSC A4
Lineage: Eukaryota; Fungi; Ascomycota; Eurotiomycetes; Eurotiales; Aspergillaceae
Gene: nirA
Product: nitrogen assimilation transcription factor nirA
Exons: 5
Coding region: 1-2679 (892 amino acids)
Biological process (GO): regulation of transcription by RNA polymerase II; regulation of DNA-templated transcription; DNA-templated transcription
Cellular component (GO): nucleus
Molecular function (GO): DNA binding; DNA-binding transcription factor activity, RNA polymerase II-specific; zinc ion binding
Source: RefSeq, a predicted model, not a curated record